AAAACUUGCAAUCCAUUAUCACAGAAAUAUGAAACCAAAUACUCCCUACAAAUAGGCUCUCGAUGCUACCCCUUUCUCCACAACUCAAUCUAUCAACUUCAUAUUAUCUGCAUUGACAUCAAGAUGGUCUCUCCCCAGUCCAAUGACUUCAACUUCCCAUACUUCCCUCCACCACCCCACACUUUCCAACCACCACCUCCCCAUCCUUUUCACCCACCACCUCCGGCCGCAAAGCCGCCCAGACCCUCAAAAUCACCGCCACCGCCAACCCCAUCUCACCAUUUUCCUCCACCUCCGGCCGCAAAGCCACCCAGUCCCUCAAAAUCACCACCACCGCCAACCCCAUCUCACCAUUUUCCUCCACCUCCUCCCCAUGUGCGCCCUCCGCCGCCUCAUGUACUCCCUCCGCCGCCUGCACCAUCACCGAACAACAAUCCCACAGUAAUAGUCAUUGUGUUCAUAUCAUUCGGAGGUCUUUUCUUCCUUGCAUUCCUUGCAGCUGCUGUCUUCUGCUUCAUUAAGAGGAGAAAGAAGAAGGAAGUUCAAGAAACCGAUAUGAUUCACUUCGACGAACACAGGAAGGUGAACGAGAUAAUCGUACCAGGGCCCCAUGGACCUCAGGCUGUGAUAUUGUCAGUUGAGGAUGAUGUGCAUAUUGAUGAAGUGAUUAGGAAGGAUGAGAAGUUUGGUGAAGGCUUGCAUGCCAAUUCUGCAGAGGGCAAACCUGGCACAUCUUCUUCAGGUUUUGAUCAUCACCACCUUGAACACAAGGCUUGAUCACAAGUCAUGAUCAAAUAUUACUUGGACAAUAUCCCUCAUCAUUCUAAGGAUUGCAAAUAAUUAUGUAAAAAGCUCGUGAUUAUUCAUUUUUUUUCUUCUUGCUUUUAAUAAUAAAAGUUGCAGCCCUGCAGCAAUUGAAAAAGUAAGACUAGCAACUAAACAGUCUUACAUCUGUAUAAAUAAUGAUAUAGUAAAA
Corylus avellana is the source of this 976-nucleotide messenger RNA. Its product is annotated as protein TRACHEARY ELEMENT DIFFERENTIATION-RELATED 7A-like. Lineage: Eukaryota; Viridiplantae; Streptophyta; Magnoliopsida; Fagales; Betulaceae. Gene Ontology annotation, biological process: plant-type secondary cell wall biogenesis. The record is from RefSeq and is a predicted model, not a curated record.